This is a messenger RNA of Pelobates cultripes (western spadefoot toad), 815 nucleotides long. The record is from the annotation of a GenBank genome assembly. Lineage: Eukaryota; Metazoa; Chordata; Amphibia; Anura; Pelobatidae.
GUGUUUCAUCAGUUUUGAGAGGAGUCGUUUGCCAACUCCACUGUGACCAAGGCACGAACGUCAUAGGAGCAAAGAACGAACUUAAAGACGUUCUGAAGCAAUGUGACACCAAGGCACUAGAUACUUUCCUAGCUGAUGAACAGUGCGAGUUUAUCUUCAAUGCCCCCUCUGCAAGGGCACAUUACCCAGUUAAUCCUGUCCCACUGUCAUGCAGGUGGAGUCUGGGAACUUCAAUUCGAACAAUUCUUAAUGUGCUAAGUGCUGCAAAAGUCCAAUGUUCAAGUAGACUAGAUAAUGCUUUUCUUAGAACUCUAUUUUAUGAAACCAUGGCCAUUGUUAACAGUCAUCCUUUAACUGUCAAUGGAAUCAACUACCCCAAAGCACCAGAACCUCUAACUCCAAGCCAUCUCAUCCUGAUGAAAUCCAAGGUUGCAUUACCCCCACCCGGGAAGUUUGUAAAGGAAGAUGUAUAUGCAGCUAAAAGGUGGCGUAGAAUACAAAAUUUAGCAGAACAGUUCUGCAGUCGGUGGAAAAAGAAAUACCUCAUGAGCGUUUCCACAAGACAGAAAUAUCACAUACCUCAACAUAACCUGAAAGUCAAUGACAUAGUUAUCAUCAAAGAAGAUAUGUCUCCAAGAUGCCAGUGGCAGCUAGGAUGUGUAAUUGAAACCACAAUAGAAAAGGAUGGUCUAGUUCGUCGAGUCGAUGUGUUAGUAGGUGACAGAAGAUUGCAAGAUAAGAAGGACUAUGCAUCAAAACCUUCAAUUAUUGAACGUCCUAUUCAAAAGCUAGCAGUUAUUAUGGAAAGCAAAUAG